Pocillopora verrucosa is the source of this 2332-nucleotide messenger RNA. RefSeq lists its product as uncharacterized. The record is from RefSeq and is a predicted model, not a curated record. Lineage: Eukaryota; Metazoa; Cnidaria; Anthozoa; Scleractinia; Pocilloporidae. Gene Ontology annotation, molecular function: carbohydrate binding.
CCCGCCACCAUGUCGGUCAAAAAAAUGGAGGACAAGGCUAAUGAAUGACCCAUUCCUGCACCUGAAAAGUCCGCAAGCGAAAUAAUAUAGUGAAAGUUGCGGUCGUAAAUCAACAUGUGGCUGGCAAGUUUCAUAGCGGUUGUUUCAUUCAUUUCUACGGCGCAAGGAUCCUUCUUUGGAAGCUGUCCGGGAAAUUGCUCUCCUCGGUGUUACCCUGGGUGUAACGCGAUGUGUUGCUACACAGCUCAACGAUCGUCCAUAUAUCAACAGGAGCGGCUGCUACAACAGCAGCAACAACAGCGGCAGCAACAGCUGCGGUAUUACUACCAACAGCCUGCACAGUCGGCGCCCUCACCUGCCGCAUAUUUUCAAUAUCCCGCUGCUCCUCCUUCUCCAGCAGCAUUUGCGCCGGCUGCCUCCCCCUCUCCUACAGCUGUUCCCGAACCCUCUCCAACCCCCUCUCCACCUCCUCAGCCUCCCCCACCUCCUCCUCCCUGUCCAUCGGACUGCCCAAAGGAGUGCUACCCCCAGUGUUCCUCAUCAUGUUGCCAACCCAAGCCUCCUCCGAUGCCUUUGUACAUGAAGAGGAAACAAAAGGUAGCGGUAGCUUGCGAGGGACAUAAACUGAAGAUCAAAUGCCCAAACAAGUAUGAUCGCAUCGCCCUAUACAGUACAUUUUACGGCAGAGAUGAUAACAACACAUGUCAACACAAAGUACUCCCUUCUAAGGGACACUGUGUGAAGGACGAACAUAGAAUCAAUGAGAAGUUAUUUGAUUUGUGUCAAGGAGAAAGCAAAUGUUCCGUGGCAGCCACUAGUACUUUUCUGGGAAAGAAAAAUUCUAUCAUGUGCCCUGAGGUUUAUAAGUAUGCCAGAGUUGUCUACCGAUGUAUACAGCAUCCGAAGAUUGUGCCGGUGUGUUCUCUACCAUGCCACAAACCAUACAAGUGCUUUCCCAGAUGUGACAUCAGCUGCUGCACUCCUCCACCGCCCCCUCCUCCUCCUCCGCCUCCUCCUCCCCAGCUGCCUCCAACAUGUCCCGGAGCAUGCCCAGCUAAGUGCUUCCCUGCAUGUUCUCAGACUUGUUGCAGUCCACCUCCUCCCCCAGCCCCAUCUCCAAUAUACUAUCCCAUGCCUGCUCCAGCACCUCCCCCUGCUCCCACCUGCCCUGGAUCGUGCCCGAGUACAUGCGCUCCAGUGUGUUCAGUCAAGUGUUGUAUCGGCCGGAACGCCGCAUUGAAUAGCAUAAGGCCACUCUCCUACUCGCAAACACGUAUGACACCUGCCACCUACGGUUAUCGAAAUUAUUACCCUGCGUCUCGGUCAAAUGAUUACUACGCACAAUACAAGCAAUACGCCCGAGCGAGGUCUCAAUACCCGAACCCUUAUCAGGCGUACAGAACAUCGUAUGGAAACUGGAGGAACAUGAAUGCCUAUCGAGGAUAAUUCACUUGAAUGUGACAGAAUACAUCAGAAGGGAGAGUUGUAUCAACACUGAAGAAGUCAAUUUCACAGAUGUACCUGCGAAAGAUUUUUUUUUAAAGAACAACUUGAUCCCUUUUGGGAACUUGUUUACAUAGCAUUACUACAACUCAGAAACUGUGCCCAAGCGUUUCCAUGAACUCUAACAAAAAUCCAAUUGGGAUUCAAACGCAUUUUGUAAUCAAAUGUCUCAGUUAUUGUAGAGGUAAUCGUAAGUUUAUUGAAGCCAAGCCUUAGAAUUUGGUUUCAAACAAAGACUCGAAAUAACGAAAACGAAAAAAAAAUAAGGUAGUAAAACAAGUAAAUUCCAGUAUUGCAAAAUAGAACUAAUGUUUGUCGUUAAUGUCACAUGAUUUAUCAUGAAAAAUGGUCAUUUUUCUUUUAUUUUUAUUUCUGAUGUUACAAGGUUUUUCGAUUCCUUGACUUAAGUCUCUUAUUUCAGAAGAGCCUUACUUUCAAAAGCAUGCCAAUUUGCGUUCAACAUGGAUCUAGUGAAGGGGAAGGAGGUCUUAUUUGUUCAAACGGGUUUCUAUUUUAUCGAUAAAAGUGUAAAUAAUGCAUAACUUUCAAAACAUGCUCUGUCUCGUGGUCGAAGAAUUUUAUGUCAAUUAAACAAAUAUGUGUAAAAGCCAAAUGGUUAUUUGUGGGAUUACAUCUGUAUAACGCCAUCGCAUUUCUUUAAGGUUGUUAGUUGCGCUAUUAGUAAAGCAUGGACAUAAGAGAAAGUAGAACGGGACUAAAACUAACAAGGAAAAAUUUCAAACACGCAAGAAAGGAGUGAGGAUUACUUGAUUUCUGCUUAUCUUACAAUCGUGAUAACGUGUCAAUUAAAAACCGAAUGCUAAUAAAC